AUGGAUCACAGUGGGGGACAGAUCGAUCAUAAUCGGCUGACUGAUAGCAAGAGAGUCUGUGCUACAGCUGCAAGAGUUGGUAGUCUUCCGGUUCUAAAAUGGGCCCUCGAUACGGGAUUUGAAUGGGGUCCUCAGACAUGUGCUACUGCUGCUUCCCAUGGUCAUUUGGACAUCCUCAAAUAUGCCCAUGAAAACAACUGUCCUUGGGAUGAAGGCACAUGCGAAAAUGCUGCUCGAAAAGGUCAUUUCAGAAUCUUGAAAUAUGCCCAUGAAAACAACUGUCCUUGGAAUAGGCUCACAUGUUCCCAGGCCGCUUUGAAUGGCCAUUUGGAUAUCCUCAAAUAUGCCCACGAAAAGGGAUGUCUCUGGGAUGAAGAAACAUGCGCCGGUGCUGCUUCAAAUGGCCAUUUGGAAAUCUUAAAGUACGCCCAUGAAAAUGGCUGUCCCUGGAAUUGGCAAACAAGCACUGCUGCUGCUUUUAACAGCCGUGUGGAUAUCCUCAAAUAUGCACAUGAAAAUGGCUGUCCAUGGAACCAACUCACAUGCUAUCAAGCUGCAGAAACUGGCAAUUUGGAAGUGUUGAAAUAUUUGCACAGCAACAGUUGUCCAUGGCAUGAAGAUACAUGUUGCCAUGCUGCUGGAAAUGGUCAUUUGGAAAUCCUGAAGUAUGCCCACGAAAAUGGAUGUCCCUGGGAUGAAAACACAUGUUGCCUUGCUGCUGAAAGUGGUCACUUGGAAAUCCUGAAGUAUGCCCAUGAAAAUGGAUGUCCAUGGGACCAACGCACAUGUCAUGCUGCUGCUCGGAAUGGGCACUUUGAAAUCAUCAAGUAUGCCCAUGAAAACGAUUGUCCAUGGGAUAUGGACACAUGCAAUGCUGCUGCUCUGAGUGGCAAUGUGGAACUUGUUAGAUAUGCCCAUGAAAAUGGCUGUCCAUGGGACCAUCACACAUGUCGUCAUGCUGCUGGAUUUGGCCAUCUGAAAAUUCUGAAGUAUGCUCAUGACAACAACUGUCCCUGGGAUGAACACACAUGCAGCACUGCUGCCAGAAGUGGCCAUUUGGAGGUGCUAAAGUUUGCUGUUGAAAAUGGAUGCCCAUGGGAUGCAAAUACUUUAUUGAUGGUUGGCACCCCUCAGGUAAAGGCUUGGGUUGAUGCGCAUUUGUCUCAGAGUAAUGCCCAAAGUGCAGGGUAG
Seminavis robusta is the source of this 1191-nucleotide messenger RNA. The record is from the annotation of a GenBank genome assembly. Lineage: Eukaryota; Bacillariophyta; Bacillariophyceae; Naviculales; Naviculaceae.